GUGAGAUUAACCAGUUGCUCUGAGUGAAGGUAGAUGAUGAAGUGGGAGCCCUGACUACCUGUCAUCCUGUCACCUUUAACUUCACAUUCAUCCCAUCCACCUUCUAACCGUUCAUCCCAUAUUCCAUCAAACAAUUUAUCUGUGUCUCCAAAUGAAGGAUGUGAUAUUAAUCAACCAAGUGAAAAUCUUUCAAUGAAUCCAUUGUUGGCUUACAACUCUUGAACAGGGUGUUGAAGGCUGGUAUGCCGCCAAGUGUAUUAACCUUCCCUGUUUCACCGGCUCCAGCACAUAGCAUGACGUCAGGCAGCUUUUUUAAGAUACGUGACCGAGAUGAGGCGGAGGUUCUUGAGUGUAAACAGAGGGCCAAUAUCCGCUGGCUGGUCAGUAAGGCGUAUAAUAAUUCUCCCCCGAGAGAAUUUCAGGACCCCUUUUACAAGGAUCACAACAACACUGAGCGCUUGAAACCCCAUCUUGUACACGCGCUCGCUACAGCUGAGUUGUACUGUAUGGCACUCUCACACCUUUACCAGGAUCCACACCUGAAUAAUCUGAACAACUGGGGUAUUAUACAGGCUGUAGCGCGGAAAGGAGUGUAUGUGAGUGAACCAGCAGACUGUGCCCUGACAGAAACUGUUCUUAUCAAGACGAAUCCCUUAAAGAUGUCUGCUCAUAUGGCCGUCAUCGAGGCAAUCAUGAACCUCUUCCUGAAGGAAGCCUGCGGGGAUGGAAAGAUUCUAGAAAGUGUGAGAAGGUUCUCUAAAGACCCGGAGGAACCAGGAGAACCUGGAGAAUUACCCCUCUAUUGGAUCAACCAGUCCUGUCAGGCUCUCAGGGUCAAGCUGGAGGACGAGAAAGAGGAGAAUAUCAGGGAGCUACCAAAAUUUAAUAAACUUCAAGAUAUCUCGGAUUUAUCGGACGGUAUUGCUCUCACGUCCGUCAUCUCCCUUUACUGUCCGGACGAUUUCUCCUGGACGGAGAUUAGUUUUCAAGAUCCGACCAAUGUUGCGGAUUGUCUCCGAAAUAUUCAACUUUUGCAAAAAUUCAUUUCUGAAACUUUGCCAUAUAAUUUCUGCCAUUUAACAACCGAGGAUAUUUUCUACAUGCAUAAUUCUAUAAAACUAAAUAUGGAGUGUAUGAUUGCAGACAUGUUCACAACCCUAGAACUCCUAGGUCUCAGCAUAGUUGAGCUUCCUGGGGUUAAAAAGGAUAAGAUUAUCCAGUUUCAGAGCUUAGAUUCAAGUUCAAGGUUCCAGAGUAAACCCAGCUCUGGAGAGGAACAAAACUUUGUUGUGCAGAAAGGAAGGAUGAUUCCAACUCUGUCCUCUGUUGCGCAAUCACACCGAUCCUUGUCUCCGGGUUCGGAGUUGGGUCAAAAGGAAAGGUUAAACCAAGACACUAAAUCUGAGGAGAGAGGAGAAACUGAUACUCCGUCCUUAAUUAAAUCCAAUUCUACUCUUGAUUUAGGUCGAAGCAUGCAACCAGCUGGUCGACCUUCCGAACGGUCGGAGCAAACCAGCGUUACAUCAUACGCUGGCCGACGAUCCCGGAGAAAUUCGACCAACGAUAAUCAGUCACAGAUCUCACUGGAGAACAUUGGAGGAAGCAUGGAUAAUCUCAGUGUUAUCGGUCGGAACCCUGACAAAGAACUCCGAGUGCACUCUGGAAAGAAGAACGAGAUUGUGGCCACUCCUCAGCGAAGAGGAAGUGCAAAUCAACAGACUUUUGAUAUUCGUAAAUAUGGGAAUGGAGUUGAAAGGGGAGAUGACGUGUUCCUUGACAAUAAAGAACUGGAUGCAAUGGAAAAACUUGAACUUAACAAUUCCGCCCACGUAGACGCCAGUUCGCCUCUCUCUCCUAGUUCCAACAACUAUGCAGAAAAGAAAACCUCCUUCGCGGAUUUACGUAAGAAAUCAAAUACGCAGAACCAGUUUGCAACUUCUGGGAUACACAUUACAUACACGGAAGGAGAGGAAAAGGAAAAUCUUCCAAAAAAGAAAAGUUUCGACCGCGAGAAGAUGUUCACAGAAAACAAUCCCUACAGUGCACAGAGUCCAGUAGAUUCAAGUAACGAAGAGAUGAAUGAUAAACUUAACUCGGUUCGAUUAAAGUUGGAAGAGAGACGUAAAAGAAUAGAGGAGGAGAGAAGAAAAAUGGAUGCACUCAUGAUGCGACAAAAAGAUACAAAUAACGAUGAAUCCUUUGGUGUCAGGACUAAUCCAGGAGACAGAUCAGAAAGAAGAUCUUUGGAUUCUGAAAACAGUUCUCCGUCCAAGAUCCUGUUGAAUAAGAAUGAAGACCCCAAUGAUCCUUACUCUAAAUCUCUGCUCCAUAUGAACGAUCAUAUUAGUGAAAUGAGUAAUAAUCUGCAACGGUUGGCUGCUCAGCAGACGCAAAUUCAGCAGAUGAUGCAGAGAUCCCCUCAACAGCAGCAGCAGCAACAACCGCAGUCUGCUUAUCCUCCUCAUCCUAUGGAUCCCCAACCCUACUAUGCUCCUAGUCCGGAGCAGGGAAAUCCAACACAGCGGAGAACUUGGGGUCAACCUCAACCUAUAAGUUUUGCUCCAGCAGGAGGAAUGGGAUACGAUCGUCCUGGUUGGACUGGAGGCCAUGUUCCACCCUCGAGACCUUACUCCUAUGAUGGGAGCUACGGAGGAUAUGAUCAGUACAUGCCGAGGGAUCAGUGGGGGAACCCCCUUCCCCCAGCUCCUAUGUAUGGGCCCGGGGGCUCUGGAUACAACAUGUACAACAAUGGUCAACAGCCGUACAUGCCCCAUCCUCCAUAUACAACCAAUAAUCAGUAUCCUUCACAAUAUAUUCCACCCACGUAUCCUAACAUGAGUCCGAACCCAAUCAGAUCAGGGACCAAUCUUCCCACAACUCCGCAGAAAAGUGUUCCCUUUCGUCUCCAUGAUUCUCCGAGUGUAGAGAAGGAGCUGAGCCCAGAGGGUCCACACACCUCUACUCCAAACCCAUUUACUAGACAGUUAUCCCGUGAUCUUGUAGACUCUAAACUACCAGCUGUAGUGCCCAGAAAACUGCAUGCUCCUGUUCCUGCUCCUGCCAUGGAUGAUAUGGCGCCCCAAAACAUUUCUUUUAUUGAGAGUGCUUCAGAUAUUGAAGAUGUUUCUCCUACUCCCCGUAAAUCUAGCGGCUCUGAUGAAUCUCGAACGGACGGAUCUCUAACAGACCGUCUUGCUAGAUUAUCCCUAACACGUGGAGAUAAAACUUACAGAGUUCAGUUGCAUGCUGAUGGAAGAGAACCUACUACGGUUCAAGAGACUAGUCCUACAGCCUGGAAGAAUACAAACAGGCCAACCAUAUCUUCAACCUUCAAGGAGAGAAGACGAGGUUCUAAUGAGAGUGGAACAGGACCAAUGUCACUGAGUGGUCCAAACUCUCUUCCCAGCAGUGCAAUCCAGAACAAAAUGACCGAUGAGGAGGUGGAAACUUUAAACAACAUGAAAACUGAACUUUUGAACGAGACGGGAGAUCCGUCUAAAGGUUUUGUGAUUUCAUUUGAUGACGAUCCCAAAGUUAAACCCAAACCUGUCUUAAAAGAACGAAAGUUUAGUAAACGUACUCCUAAAGAAGAUCCUAGUUCCUCUGACCCUGUAAUGAUCAUGUUGGACAUGAAUGAAGAUCUUGACAGUGAUCACAGAGACUCAAGUAUGAGGGAUAAGUCAGGCAACAGAAAAACUUUUCGUGAGGAUUUCCCAACCAAGUAUUCAGGGUCAGCGCAUUGGAAUUCUUAUGACACGGACGAACUCACUUCGCCUUCAGAGAACAUUAUUCCCAAGUUUAAUGUUGAUCCUGAUAUACCAUUGGAACCUAUGGUUGAGUUAAAUGACUUGUCUGACUCAGAUAGUGCAAGAGCUACAGGGCUCAUCAUAGGAGACACCAUGCUUGCUGCAGGAGACGACUCAACACCAAAUGAGAUGGCAAAGAAGAAAGAGAAAAUAAUGAUGCAAUCCUUGAGAAGAAAGCAGCAAGCAGAAGAAAAUAAGAUAAAAAGAGAAGAGAAAGCCAGGUUAAAAAAGGAAGAAGAAGCUUGGAAAGCGGAGGAACAGCAGAGAAAAAAGGAGGAGGAUGCGAGGAGAAAAGAGGAAAUCUUGAAACAUCAUAAGAUGAAAAAGGAGCAAGAGAAAGCAGAAGAAGAAGGACGACAUUUUCCUUCUCCGAUAUCAGCCAAACCCAUCCCAAAAAUCAGACAUGCAAACAAUGUUAAGAAAACUAGACCUAAGGUUCUAGGUCUAGAUAGAAAUAGAAAAAUCCAGAACUCUACAUCCGACCUCUCUCAUUUAGGAGGAUCCAGCCUUGAACUACGGAGGUCAGAAUCCCGAGGUUCUGUCAAUGACAGUUAUGACAAACCUCCGACUAGUAGAUCAACAAUGAGCCUGGCUACUAUGGGUUCCCGCGGACAGCCUGGAGGAGGAUCAAGAUCCUAUCUACCUAAGAAAAAUCCUACUCCGGAUCCAUACGGAGACUCUUCUCCUAGAUCUAGUAGAUAUGACAGACAGUCCAGGAGUGCGUCCCAACCCAGGGGUAAGCGAGACUCUAGUGUUUCUUCAGCUUACGGUGCCAUUGACAAGGGAAAUAGGAACGAUAGCUUUCGAGGUUCAAGGGAAAGUUUAGUUAGUAGACGAACUUAUACUGCUCGUCGUGGCAGUAACUCGUCUUUGUAUGAGGAUGAGGAUGAAUAUUACUACGGAGGAUCAUUAAGAGAUUUGUCUUAUUCUGGACACAAGGGACGGAGAAAGUCUUCAAGCGUGAGUUAUCUUGGCCCCGGUUCACUGCCCUCAAGGCAGCGCAGAGGUGGAGAUUUCGACGACGGCGCCUCUGAUAUAUCCUCCACGGCCUCUGGUUGGUCAGCCUAUGGUUACAGGACCGGAGGGAGCAGGUUGGGUAACUACAGAGAACCAAGUACUAAAUCUAACCGUCCCAUUGUUCUCAACGCUAUAGAACAUGUCGUCUUCCCUGGAGUUGUCAACCAGGAGACUAGAUAUAGGGUUAUAGAAGAGAUUGAUGCUUGUGACUGUCCCCAUUUUCUAAUUCUUUUCCGAGAUACAAAAUGUCAGUUCCGUGGACUCUACGCGUACUAUCCGGACACGGAGGAAGUUUUCAAAAUAUACGGAACCGGUCCAAAACAGGUCACGGAGAAAAUGUUCGAAAAGUUCUUCAAGUAUAAUUCUGGCGGGAAAAAAUUCACCCAAAUCCACACCAAGUCGCUUACUGUGACCAUUGAUGCAUUUACCAUCCACAACAGUCUGUGGUUGGGGAAAAAGGCCAAACUACCAGAUAGAAGAAGUAUGGCGAUGGUGGUCUGAGAAAAAAAACUCAUUUUUACUCAUUUUUAAGUAUUUUAAUUACAUUAACCUUAACUUGACAAUCAGCAAUUAAAAGAUCUUGAUAAAAAUUGAGAGAUAAAAAAACAUUGAUUGUUAACUGUUAUCAUAUUUUAAUGAUAAAUGACCUCAUGUUAAAUGGAUGUUCUAUUUAAUGUAACUAUUAACAGAACUAAACUAAAAUAACCCCGCUAAUAAGUGAUACGUUGACACACUUGCUGAUUAAGCUGUUAAUUAUAAUUUAUAAACCCUUGUUAUAUUUUAGUUCUUCAAUUGAAAAUGUUUCCCACAUGCUUAGUAUAAAUAUUUGCCACAAUUAACACCUAGAAAUUAAGUUGCGGAGGAAAAUUUUAGAUUUACUAGAAGCUUAACUGCAAUUAUACGUUAUUUAUUAUUUGUUAAUUUUGUAACCAGCAAUUUAUUGAAAAUAUAUAUUCUAACAACAUC
Eurytemora carolleeae is the source of this 5789-nucleotide messenger RNA. RefSeq names its product patronin. The record is from RefSeq and is a predicted model, not a curated record. Gene Ontology annotation, molecular function: spectrin binding; calmodulin binding; microtubule minus-end binding. NCBI's taxonomy places the organism in Eukaryota, Metazoa, Arthropoda, Copepoda, Calanoida, Temoridae. Bases 243 to 5324 code for a protein of 1693 amino acids. Gene Ontology annotation, biological process: cytoplasmic microtubule organization; neuron projection development; negative regulation of microtubule depolymerization. The transcript is spliced from 5 exons. Gene Ontology annotation, cellular component: microtubule minus-end.